This is a messenger RNA of Lipotes vexillifer (Yangtze River dolphin), 549 nucleotides long. RefSeq names its product TNF superfamily member 4 (gene TNFSF4). The record is from RefSeq and is a predicted model, not a curated record. Gene Ontology annotation, molecular function: tumor necrosis factor receptor binding; cytokine activity. Gene Ontology annotation, cellular component: membrane. The transcript is spliced from 3 exons. NCBI's taxonomy places the organism in Eukaryota, Metazoa, Chordata, Mammalia, Artiodactyla, Lipotidae. The coding region runs from base 1 to 549 and encodes 182 amino acids. Gene Ontology annotation, biological process: positive regulation of T cell proliferation; immune response; inflammatory response.
AUGGAAGGGGUCCAACCCCUGGAUGAGCAUGUUGGAAAUGCACCAGGACGGAGAUUCUUGAGGAACAAGCUAUUGCUGGUGUCCUCCGUAAUUCAGGGGCUGGGGCUGCUCCUGUGUCUCACCUACAUCUGUCUGCACUUCUCUGCUCAGGUGCCAUCUCAAUACCCUCCAAUCCAAAGUAUCAGAGUACAGUUUACCAAGUGUGAAAAUGAGAAUGGUUUCAUCAUCACAUCCCCAAACAAGGAUGGAACCAUGAAGGUGCAAAACAACUCCAUCAUCAUCAACUGUGAUGGGUUUUAUCUCAUCUCCCUGAAGGGCUACUUCUCUCAGGAGCUCAGCCUCAGGCUUCAGUACCGGAAGGGUCGGGAACCCCUCUUCUCCCUGAGCAAGGUCACAUCUGUUGACUCUGUCACAGUAGCCAAUCUGGCUUUCAAGGACAAAGUCUACCUGAAUGUGACCACUCACAGUGCCUCCUGCGAAGACAUUCAGGUGAAUGGUGGGGAAUUGAUUCUCAUUCAUCAAAAUCCUGGUGGAUUCUGUGUCUACUGA